CACUAGAGAGACCUCGGCGCGCGCUUGCACCCGCAACAAACCCCGUGCACGUUCACAAUAUCAAGAAUAAGGCCACGGGACGUCCUAUCGCAGCCCUGAGGCACGCUGGCUACGCCUUCUCUGCGUUGCGGUAGCUAGGAGCAAGCGUGCAACGAAGAGCAAGCAGGAGGGCAGCUGCAGCGCGCGUCGCAGCAAUGCCGCGAACACGACGAGUCGCCGCAGCGCUCCUGGCCAUCACGCAAACGGCGGGAGGUUUCCUUGCACCAAGGCCAAAGUGCAGCACUGCACUCCGCGCCGCGACGCAAGAACCUGUCGCCGAGAUUACGGCCGAGCCCUGCAACGUCGUCCUCACCACCACAAACUGCGACUUCGACUCGCUCGCCGCGGCCUGCGCCUUAGCUUCUCUAUGGGGCCGGGACCCGGAGUUUUCACUCGUGCCGACGCACGUCGUCAUGCCACGCGGCGCGGUGCCGGUGGUCCAGCGGUUCCUGGCCUACCACAAGCAUGUGUUGCCCGUGCGCGGUUUCAAGACCAUCGACGGGUCUGAUAUUGAGGCAUUGGGCGUUGUCGACGCGUCGUCGGCCGCGCGCCUAGGACGGUCGAAAAGAUGGCUCAGUCUCGCGCAGUCGCUGCACGUCUACGACCACCACGUCGGGGGCGAGGGCGAGGAGUCCGAGUCGUUGGGACUGCAUGCCACGGAGGUCGUGGUUGAACCCGUUGGUAGCACCACUACAUUAAUAGUGGAGCGACUCCGGGACGCCGACGUGACCCCAUCAGUACCGGAAGCAACGUUGUACGUGCUAGGCAUCCGGGCGGACACAGGCGGCCUCGCCUACGAGACGACGACGGCGCGAGACGCCGACGCUUUAGCGUGGCUGCUGCGCAAGGGCGCGUCCCAAGCCGCCAUCGCAGAGUUCGGGGUGGAACGAAUAAGCGGAGAUCAGCGGAAGAUCCUGGCGACGGCUCUAAGAACUGUGGAGUCGCGUUUGUACCGCGGCGUCGGCGUCGCCACGGUCGCGGUCCGCAGCAAAGGCUACGUGCCCGGCUUAGCCGCGGUCGUGGAAGAGUUGCUCGAGCUCACAGCUGCCGACGUGCUCAUCAUGGCCUGCGAGCACCAGAACGGCCUGGACCUCAUUGGAAGAGCCAGACCGGGAGCCGCGACGGUCGACCUCCGAACAGUGAUGUCCAAAUUUGGAGGCGGCGGCCACGCGAGAGCUGCGGCGGCGGCCGUGCCGGAGAACGACCGCAAGGCCAUGGGCGCGCCGCGGAACGUGCUCGACGUGGCGCGGGAGUACGUCUUGGGGCAAAUACCAGCCGAGCCGACGGCGGCCGCAAUCAUGACAUCCGCAGUAGUGACGCUCAAGGACGACGCGACCAUCGCCGACGCUCGUCGAUUGUUAAAUGCGCACUCGCUGAAGGCGACGGCCGUCGUCGACGCCAGUGCAUAAAUCAAAUUGUCGCGGCGCGUCUCCACGCCAUCGACGCGACGCCAGCUCGAUGGCGUGGCGAUGUGCACCCGACUCAUUGGGUGAUUUCCACACAGGUCGACGCGAAGGGCCGGCUGCGGGGCGUCCUGAAGAUGAGCGACGUUUCUAAAGCUGAAAAAGCUGGAAGGCAAAAUGAUAAAGUGAAGGGCGUCAUGCGCACGCAGGUGACGACCGUCAGCCGGGAUACGCCUCUGGCGCGGCUCGAGGAGAUCCUCGUCACGACCGUCGGGCGGGUUCCGGUGGUGGAAGACGAUGGCCGACUGCUGGGCAUCGUGACGCGGACGGACUUGCUGCGCCUGCGGAACUACUACGGCGGCGAGCUGCCGCGGCCGUCGGCUUUGGGCGUGUCCGGCGAGGCGGGGCCCGGGUAAAAACAAUCAAGUAUUAUGGUUGGAGUCGGCCCUUCGCGUCCCGCUGCGAACACUGGUCGCCUUCUAAACGGCUCCACUCGCCGGCGAGCUCGUACCAGCAGUAGCCCGUCCUUUGGUUGACCCCAGUGCGUUGGGCCGGGCCCGCCGUCACGUUGAAUCGCGAGGGGAGGUCCGUGGGGAGACUCUUCGUAUUGAGGGACGCGUCGAGCCUCGACGACGCCUCGUCGAGGUCAUUUAAUAAACGCCGCGCCUGGUCGCCGGUAGACGCGAGCAACAAAACGCGACGUGUCACACUUAGAGCUGAAGCCGCCGCCAUCAGUAUUAAUAUUCUCGCCGCCAUGGUA
This is a messenger RNA of Pelagomonas calceolata, 2202 nucleotides long. NCBI's taxonomy places the organism in Eukaryota, Pelagophyceae, Pelagomonadales, Pelagomonadaceae. The record is from the annotation of a GenBank genome assembly.